GCUCAGGAGGGCUGUUUUAUUGAUUUAUUGUCGAUCGCUGUUCGCGGUUGUUUUGGUGUAAAACUAUGAAUGACGACGAAGGAAUCGACUUUCGUAAACUUGAAAAGGAGCUUGCCUUAGCUGUGGAAGCGGACGAAAAAUAUCUUCGAGAGAACGAUGCGAAAUUUCGAGCUGUGAACCAGAGAGUUGGUAGCUAUGAAGAGUUUCGAGACAUUGUCAGCGCAGCUCAUUUGAAACCUUUGGAGAGAAAAGAUAUUACAGGUGAAAAUACACGCAAACAACCCUGGAAUCCACAUGCUCAAGGCAAGUCACAGACAGUGGUAGCAACACCAACAGCACAAAGUGCCACAUUGUCUACUUCAUCAAAAAAUCCUAAAACUGCUCAUGAAUUUACAAAAAUUUGGAAACGUUACUGCAAAACAGAAGAGGAAAAAUACCAACUUUUGUUAAAACUUGGAGGCGAUGAGCUCAGAACAAUUUUCAAAGCAGAGAUAAGUAUGGGGCAUUUAGGAGAAUUUCUCCUGAUUCUCAACAAUUGUCUGAAUGAAAAGGACUCCAGUGAUAUUUUUAACAUCCUAAUAGGACUUUCCAAGACAAACAGAUUUGAUCUUUCUCUAAAGUUUCUUAGGGAGGAAGAAAAAAAUGCAGCAUCUAGUCUCAUCAAAAGACUGGAAGAUGUGACCUCUAGUAGAGAAACUUUUAACAAAGAAGUGGAAGAAGAAAAGAGAAAAGACUCAAGAAGACUUUUAGAGCUGAGUGAAAUAUAUGGCGUUACCAUGGCAAGUUGA
Molecule: messenger RNA, 788 nt
Organism: Pocillopora verrucosa
Lineage: Eukaryota; Metazoa; Cnidaria; Anthozoa; Scleractinia; Pocilloporidae
Product: coiled-coil domain-containing protein 103-like
Biological process (GO): determination of left/right symmetry; epithelial cilium movement involved in extracellular fluid movement; inner dynein arm assembly
Cellular component (GO): outer dynein arm
Source: RefSeq, a predicted model, not a curated record